AUGGUAAAGGAAGUUCCUGGGGACCCAAAGAAAGCACAAGGAAGUCUCUUCCACCAUCUGUCUACAUACAGUCUGGUUUACAGCAUGGCAGCUAUCAUGUUGUGUGAGGCACAAGUGGUGACCACGAAUGAAAGAGAGCUGCUGCAUACAUCAGCCUCCCUAAGUUGCUCUCUGAAAACUCAUCAGGAAGUCUUGAUUGUAACAUGGCAGAAAAUGAAGGCUACAAGCCCAGAAAACAUGGUCACCUUCAGUAAGAACCAUGGGGUUGAGGUUCAGCCGGUCUUUAAGGGCAGGGUAAACAUCACACAUCUGGGACUCAGCGACUCAACCAUAACCUUCUGGAAUACCACCCUGGAAGAUGAGGGGUGUUACAUGUGCCUCUUCAAUACCUUUGGUUCUGGGAAGAUUUCAGGAAAAACCUGCCUCACACUCUAUGUACAGCCCAUAGUAUCUCUUAACUACACAUUCUUUGAAGACCACUUAAAUAUCACCUGCUCUGCUACUGCCCGUCCAGCCCCCAUUAUCAACUGGAAGGUGGAUGGGUCAGGGAUUGAGAACAGCACUGAAAGCCUGUCACACCCCAAUGGGACUACAUCUGUCACGAGCAUCCUGCACAUCAGAGACCCCGAAAGUCAGGUGGGGAAGGAGGUGAUCUGCAAAGUGCUACAUCUGGGGACUGUAAAAGACUUCAAGCAAACUGUCACAAAAGGCUUUUGGUUUUCAAUUCCUCUGUUGCUAAGUAUUGUAUCCCUGGUAAUUCUUCUGGUCUUGAUUUCAAUCUUAUUAUACUGGAAACGUCACCGGAAUCAGGACCGAGUGUUAAACUUGGCUGUGGACACCAGCUCUGAGAUCACCACCAAGGACUUAAAGGAGAAGAAGAAGGAAGAGGAAGAAGGUGGGGAGAAGGAGGAGGAAGAGGUAGAAGGUAAUGGUGAGGAAGAAGAUGGAGAUGAAGAUGAGGAGGCUGAGGCAGCUACAGGCAAACAGGCAGCUGAAGAUGAUGAGAAUGAUGAUGUUGACACUAAGAAGCAGAAGACCAAUGAGGAUGACUAG
Molecule: messenger RNA, 1053 nt
Organism: Chrysochloris asiatica (Cape golden mole)
Lineage: Eukaryota; Metazoa; Chordata; Mammalia; Afrosoricida; Chrysochloridae
Gene: CD200
Product: CD200 molecule
Exons: 7
Coding region: 1-1053 (350 amino acids)
Biological process (GO): regulation of immune response; negative regulation of macrophage activation
Molecular function (GO): cell-cell adhesion mediator activity
Source: RefSeq, a predicted model, not a curated record